Molecule: messenger RNA, 666 nt
Organism: Brugia malayi
Lineage: Eukaryota; Metazoa; Nematoda; Chromadorea; Rhabditida; Onchocercidae
Gene: Bma-rab-3
Exons: 4
Coding region: 1-666 (221 amino acids)
Biological process (GO): protein secretion; protein localization to plasma membrane; regulation of exocytosis
Cellular component (GO): endosome; plasma membrane; synaptic vesicle
Molecular function (GO): GTP binding; GTPase activity
Source: RefSeq, a predicted model, not a curated record
AUGGCAACUACUGGUGCAGGCGCUACUGCAACUGCGCCGACUGGAACAGAUCAGAAUUUUGAUUAUAUGUUUAAACUACUGAUUAUUGGUAAUUCCUCAGUGGGCAAGACUUCAUUCUUAUUCCGAUACUGUGAUGACUCUUUUACGUCUGCAUUUGUUUCAACAGUUGGCAUCGAUUUCAAAGUAAAAACAGUAUUUAGAGGAGAUAAACGUGUUAAGCUGCAAAUAUGGGACACUGCAGGACAAGAGCGGUAUCGGACCAUAACGACUGCAUAUUAUCGUGGAGCAAUGGGUUUCAUCCUUAUGUAUGAUAUUACUAACGAAGAGUCAUUCAACAGUGUUCAAGAUUGGUGCACACAAAUCAAGACGUAUUCAUGGGAAAACGCGCAAGUAGUACUAGUUGGUAACAAAUGCGACAUGGACGAUGAGCGAGUAGUGUCAUGUGAACGGGGUAAACAGUUAGCGGAUCAACUUGGCUUAGAAUUUUUCGAAACAUCAGCGAAGGAGAAUAUAAAUGUGAAAGCGGUAUUCGAAAAAUUGGUAGAAAUAAUAUGUGACAAAAUGGCGGAAUCGUUGGAUUCGGAUCCCACGACAGCGCAUCCCAAAGGACAACGGCUGGAUGCACCAAGCAUGCAGAAGCCGCCAUCGUCACAGUGCAACUGCUAA